AGGAUGUAGCACAGGACGUGAUCUAGCGAGCUACUAGCUACAGUAGGACUUCCGAAAAUACACAAACAUCAUUAUUAGGAUAAUUUAUAUCACAUGUUCACGCAGUGUCUCUGACCAGACAGAUUAUUUCUGCCAGAUGUGAUGGAUCAGCUUUACAAGAGCUGAAUGGAAGCAUCUGAGGCCCUGUGUGAGUGAGGAGGUUGUGGAUCCCAGUGAUGUACCAUGGGGUACGACAUUACGAGGUUCCAAGGGGAGGUGGAUGAAGACCUGCUGUGCCCUAUAUGUAGUGGAGUGCUCGAAGAACCAGUGCAGGCUCCACACUGUGAGCAUGCCUUCUGCAAUGCCUGUAUAACCCAGUGGUUUGCCCAGCAGCAGAUAUGUCCUGUGGACCGCACAGUAGUGACGCUAGCUCACUUACGGCCUGUGCCCCGCAUCAUGCGUAACAUGCUGUCCAAACUUCAGAUCAGCUGUGACAAUGCAGGUUUUGGCUGUACAGCCACACUGCGGCUGGACCAGCUGCAAUCACACCUAAAGGACUGUGAGCACAACCCCAAAAGGCCUGUCAACUGCGAGGAGGGAUGUGGGCUUGAGAUGCCCAAAGAUGAAGUCCCCAACCAUAACUGCAUCAAACACUUGCGGAGCGUCGUCAAGCAGCAACAGACAAAGAUUUCGGAUCUGGAGAAAACGGUUGCAGAGCAUAAACACCAGUUGGGGGAGCAAAAACGGGACAUUCAGCUGCUAAAAGCCUACAUGAGAGCAAUCCGCAGUGCUAAUCCUAAUCUCCAAAACCUCGAGGAGAGCAUCGAGUACAACGAGAUCUUGGAGUGGGUGAACUCCAUGCAACCUGCCAGAGUGACGCGCUGGGGGGGCAUGAUCUCCACUCCCGAUGCCGUGCUUCAAGCCGUCAUCAAGCGCUCCCUCAUCGACAGCGGCUGUCCUCUCUCGAUUGUGAACGACCUGAUCGAGAACGCCCACGAGCGAAACUGGCCGCAGGGACUGGCCACGCUCGAGACGCGGCAGAUGAACCGGCGCUACUAUGAGAACUACGUUGCCAAGCGUAUCCCCGGCAAGCAGGCCGUGGUGGUGAUGGCCUGUGAGAAUCAGCAUAUGGGGGAGGACAUGAUCCUGGAGCCAGGCCUGGUCAUGAUCUUUGCACACGGAGUGGAGGAGAUCUUAUAGUAGAGCUUUCUUCGAUGGAGGGAAACCUUCGAAAGGAAUCUGGCUUAUUUCAUAUAAUAUCGUAUGAGAGGAUCACACCGAAGCUUGAUACCUAUGCCUUAAAGUAAGGACAAAUAUAUUAGGAACCUGGCGAAUAGAAACUUAAUCUGACUGAUAUCUGAGAUAAAAGGUGAGAUGUGAUGUUUACAAGGUUUAUAUUUUGGUGCAUUAUAUGAUCUGAUUGUUCUGCUCCGUGUCCUAAUAUAGUAAAAAAGCUUGAACCACACUUUGAUGCUCAGUUGUAUAAAUGCUUGUAAAUACAAAUACUAUAUUGAAUUAUAAAUGUAAUUCUCUUUAUUCCUCUCACUGUAAUUGGAUUGUGAUUUUUGAUCUUUGUUCUGUUUUGUCAGUUUGCGUUACUGUCUGCAGGGACUUUGACUGAAGUUAUAUCGUGUGCUUGCUUUAGUUUUUAGUUUCUUGUGAAUAUUUCACGAGACAUUGUGCUUCUGAGUUUUGAUUGUCUAAACCCUUGUUUUAUUUAUUGUGUUGCCUUUUACACAAACAUGCUUGAAAAUGUUCCCAUUUGAUGUAUGGAAAUUGCCUUUCGGUGCAUUUGAAGUUCAUUGCUGGAAGAAAAUUGGUUUUGUAUUUUCUUUGUUGCCUCAGUUGUAAAUAUAGACAAUAUGCUGGGUCCAUUUGAAGUGUUAAAAUAGAAGUUUAACAUGGGAUUUAACUAUGUAUAAUGAGUUUUGUUUGACAAAUCAUAAUGGUUCACUUGAUAUUUUAGGUAAUUGUCUUUUUCUAAUUGAAAUAGAGGCAUUGAUCUUAAUCUUCACAGUAAACAAACUUCUGUUCACUGACAUGUCACCACAAACCAUAGCUUUGGAGAAUGUACACAUAUUUGUAAGGUCACUCUUAUGACUUUUGAGAGCUAACAUGUUUUGCUAUUAGUCAGUUUUUGCUGUAGUAAGACAAACCGGACUUCAACCAUUCAGUAUGAAAGCCCACAGAAGUGCAGUAUACAUACGCUUAGAUUGUGCCCUUUAUUAUUUUCCCUCUUAAAUGUUUUUGUUUGUUUUUGUGUCUUAUGUACUGUGUUGGACAGACAAAGUAAUAAAAAAUGUCAAACUUCA
This is a messenger RNA of Pseudoliparis swirei, 2291 nucleotides long. RefSeq names its product ring finger protein 41 (gene rnf41). Gene Ontology annotation, cellular component: endoplasmic reticulum tubular network. Gene Ontology annotation, molecular function: zinc ion binding; ubiquitin protein ligase activity. NCBI's taxonomy places the organism in Eukaryota, Metazoa, Chordata, Actinopteri, Perciformes, Liparidae. Gene Ontology annotation, biological process: protein ubiquitination. The transcript is spliced from 7 exons. The record is from RefSeq and is a predicted model, not a curated record. The coding region runs from base 223 to 1179 and encodes 318 amino acids.